Messenger RNA from Cuculus canorus (common cuckoo), 3985 nucleotides. RefSeq names its product ring finger protein 168 (gene RNF168). Bases 372 to 2222 code for a protein of 616 amino acids. The transcript is spliced from 7 exons. The record is from RefSeq and is a predicted model, not a curated record. Gene Ontology annotation, molecular function: ubiquitin-protein transferase activity; nucleosome binding; metal ion binding. Lineage: Eukaryota; Metazoa; Chordata; Aves; Cuculiformes; Cuculidae. Gene Ontology annotation, biological process: protein ubiquitination; double-strand break repair. Gene Ontology annotation, cellular component: site of double-strand break; nucleus.
CUCGGAGGAGGCGGAGGAGCGGCGCGGGAGGCUCAGCACCGCCCCCGGGCGCGGAGCCCACCGAACUGCGGCCAUUCCGUUCCUGCGCUCCCGCUCGGGGGGCUCUGACGGCGCGUUUUUCCCCUCCGGGCGCCCCUGUCCCGGGGAUCCUGGUGGUGCCUGUGGGGUGUCCCUGUCCCCCCCCCCCCCCCGCGCCUUCGUGCCCUCCCGGCGCUUUUCUAGGGAGAAAAGUCGUUGUUUCUGUGGAUCCGCCCCGGGACCCCCCCCGCGCCGGCGCCGCCUCCCGAGCCCGUAGGGACUGCGUUACGCUCCUCUAACCUGGAAAACGGUCCUAGUGUUGUGCUGAUCUCGCUCCCCUACCUCGAGUCAGCAUGGCGAAGAAAUCGCAGGCUCCACUUUCCUUGUCUGACUGCCUCUGCCAAAUCUGCAUGGAGAUCUUUGUGGAGCCUGUGACCCUGCCUUGCAACCAUACCCUCUGCAAUUCCUGUUUCCAACUGACCGUUGAAAAUGCCAGUCUUUGUUGCCCGUUUUGUCGGCGCCGAGUCUCCUCUUGGGCCCGGUACAAUGCCCGUAGAAAUACUCUCGUCAACUGGGAACUCUGGGAAAAGAUCCAGAAGAAUUACCCAAAGGAGUGUGAGCGUAGGAUUAACGGGCAGGAUCUGGAAGAGGAGAUCUGUGUCCCCCAGCCGAGGCACCAGCUGAGCAAGCCAGGGGAACUGAGACAGGAAUACGAGGCAGAGAUUAGCAAGGUGGAGGCAGAAAGGCGAGCGCACGAGCAAGAGGAGAACAAGGCAAGCGAAGAGUACAUCCAACGCCUUCUGGCAGAAGAGGAGGAGGAGAACAGGCUGGCAGAAGAGAGACGGCGGGAAAUGGAGAAGCAGCUGAAGGAAGACGAGGAGUUCGCAUGGCAGCUGAGUAACAGCCUGAAUGAGGAUUCCAGGGCACACGUGCUCAGCAGCCCGUCCCCAGCCGGCAGUCUCUUUGCUGAUACAUCCCCGACUCAUUUGUGCAAGAUGAGAAACAAAUCAAACAGCUCUGGAGACAUUCAAAAGUAUCUGUCUCCAAAGGUUCUUCAUAGACCAGGAUCGGCACCGUUCUCUGGAAGAGCAGAAAGAGGAAGGCGUGACUCUGGCCUGGUGUCCCUCCCUUUUCAGGAGACCAACGGCAAUGAGGGCAGCAGUUCUGCAUGGCAAAAUGAGCAAGAGGAAAUGCCAACGCUGUCUCCCCAACUGACCAGUGUGAAUAAAGAUUCCAGUGCUAAGGAUUCGUUUCUGGAAUCAUGCAUGAACUAUUUCAGUGCCUCGACCUCAGGGGAAACUGCUGCUGGUGAGCAGGAAAAAACAGUGGGACCAAAUUGUCUAGGAGAUGAAAUUCCAGAUGGACUUCGUGAAAUUGCAAAAGGGGAAGGGUCUGGAACGAUUGUUCAUGGUUCCAAAGGAGAAGAUGAUGGAAUCAAGUCAGACAGUGGCAGUGUAACACAUGUAGAAAGCGUAAACAAUGACAUCUCUGCUGAAACUUGUGCCUGUAUUCGGUCGGCAACAAAUUCCGUGAUGUCUGACAGCAAGAGUGCAAUGUGGGAUAUUGCACCGGUGGCUGGAACCUUGGAUGAGGAGAGACCAGAGACACUGCUCAACUCUAAGGAGACUCCAAAAAGAAAGUCACUGGAGCCACCAGCUGAAGCAGUAGUGGACUUGUGUGUACUUGACAAGAGGAGAAGAACUCUUCCAGAAGGUUCUGAGGACCAAGGGGAGCAGAUAAAUGAUGUGAACUUGGAAAUGCAGAGAGCCUUUGAGCAAGUGUUCUAUGAGAGGCACGUGCAGGAGGAGCAGGACCGUCUUCUGGCUCUGCAGCUGCAAAAAGAGAUUGAUAGGGAGGAAAGGACGCUGAAUCGACAGAAGGGCUCUCCAGACGAGUACCUGCUUCGUGCCAAAGCACCUCAGGCUGUGAAAGACUCCUCUGCUAGAAAGGGGAGUUCUAAGAUGGCAAAAAACUCAAAGGGACCAAAAAAACAGGCUGAAACAAAUCACCGCAAGAGCUGGAAAGGUUCUUGUGAUGAAAACUGGCAGCCUCCUACCAGAGUCCGAACCAAAUCGCCCGGCAGCAAGGGUGGAAAGGUUUUGAAUUGUGUGGUCAAUACCAGCGACUCAAACGAUAUUUGUUCACUCCCUAAGAACAAGCAAAAGACAAUCCUUCAGAUGUUUCAAAGCUCUGUUACGGAGUAGUUCAACACCACUGCAGACGCACAGUGGGAGAAGAAUAAAAUCUGUGGUCAUGCUUUCUCUCAUGUUACAAAGCUUUCUGGGAACUGUUUUAAAGUUGUGUUGGGGGAUGAUGCUUUGAGUCAUGAAGUUUUGCGUUCUGAGAAGGUUUAAUACCGUUUGCCCCCAGACUUGGAGAAAUUUUAAUUGGUCUGUUCUUGUUUUCUAACACUUGUGUUUCCAUAAUUUUGAAUACUGUUAGCAUUUAAAACCGAAAAUAACUGAUGGUCUUAUCCAAAACGAGCAUUUUGUGCCUUUUAUGGAAAGGAUGCGCAUUCCACAGAGGAAAAGAUCAAAAAUGAGUCUGAAGCUUUAUUUGGCACAGCAACGUUCUGUCAGCGUAAACCUCAAUCGCAGGCCUCUGUUUCAUUGUGAAAUUGCAUUGUUUGACCGGCAGUUAACGAGUGUAACUGGGCAGCCAGUCUUGCAGCCACUUUUUCCCUUUCCAACACUAACCCCUUUCUUGGACAGAGAGGAGAAACCCCAGGCCCUUCUCCCACUGCCAAAGCCACAGCUCUUCCCGAGAUGCCCAUGACUGUGGGUUGUAUUUACCUCUGAUCCCAGAGGUCACAUCUGCAGAUCUGACUGUCUGUAGAAAAAAGAUCCCUUUGUUUAUUUUUUGCUAUUGUUCUGCACCUUUAUUCUUGUACAAGGAUGUUACCUGUCUUUAGUGCUGUUUAUUUUCCUACUCGGACUGGCUCGAGUCUGAUUAAAGACCCAUAAUAUUAAAAAAAAAAACAGUCUGGAAGACAUCUGGGAUGGAGAAAUGUAAAGCAGGAGGGAGGGGAAACAACUGAAAAUGGGAGUUUAAUGAUAAUUAAGUGUCGCGUGACUGCCGUGCCUGGCCGUAACUGUGUUCCCACCUGUUUUUAGAGGGAUUACCUGGUGCUAUCUCUGGUUGGGUUUAAAACUAAUGAUCAUUCUGAUUUGGACAUGGGGGGAAACCGGGACCUGGAGGAAGUUGAGGCUGGCAUUGACCCACAGAGGAAGAGGUGACCCACAGAGUAUGUGUUCCUAGACUGGUUUAUCCCUUGCCAUUACGAAGCCAGUGUUUGGCCUUUCUUUGCUCGUAAUGAGGUGCUGAAGCAUGUGCGAUCAUGGCAAAGGCUCUAAAUGUACCCUUUUUUUUAACCUUCUGCAUAGACUUUAACUUGGUUCUGGGAAGUUUGUAACAAAAUACAUCAGGCAGAGGCUUCUGUUAUUUUGAGUUUAAAAAAAACUGAAACGUUGAAAGAGUGAACAGCACAGGGAGCCCAACUGGGAUCAGUUUUUCUUUGCCUACAUCUCUGGAAUGGUGGGGUUCUCCUAAAUAAAAGAUCUGAGCUGCUGCUUGAGAAGGUCACAGCAGGUGACCGUUUGCAAACCACUCACUCGUCCUCUUGCUGCCUUCCUUCAGCGUUGGGCUGUUCAGUCUUUGUCUUUGUUUGGGCUGGUUUCUGUCUUACCCAUGAGGUCAAACAUCAUCCUUCAUUAAUUAAGUGGUCUUUACGGCAGAGGUAUUGACUGGUUCAAUGCCAGUGACACUCAGCCUUUCUAGUCCUGAGUUACGCUCUCCAUUUUCCUAAGAUCUCUUCUAAAUCUCCUGUCAGCUUAUAACUGUCCUGCCUUGUCAUAAACCUGCACUCCUUGACGGAGAGCCUCUCUCAGUGCUGGAAGGACACCUCCAAGCACCCUUUCCAGUGCUUUAACAGCUUUAAUGAAACAAUAAUAAUGUCUCUGUUGGACAU